UCUAGUGAAACAUAUUUUUAAGAUUAUUUUUUUGGUGCUUUGUUUUUAUUGGAGCCUUUAUUGUGCAUGGGCACAAUCCAAGGCACAUGCCUGCUUCUUUUGGGUCAUUUUGAGAUAUAAAAAAAAUGAUCAAGGGGAUUGUACAUCACACCCCAUACUGCAAAAAGGGCAAUCAUGUAUACUUGUCACUCACAUCUAGUAACUACCUCCUCCUUUGUGUUUGUGUGUUUUUUGCACAUAUAUUUCCUGUUCAUUCAUGAAAAACGUUUUUGUUUGUACUUCUUUGCUCAACCAUUAGCUAUAAACACAUUGAAUACUAGUUGUACUAAUUUUGCAAGGCACCAGCUGCAAACAUUAAAUCCCUGUGUUUAAUGGUCCUUUUCCAUCAUGCAAUUCUUCCAGAGGCACCAACCCCCACUCUUCAUUGAAUCUGGCACAUGCUGUAGAUUUCAUGCUAGCUGCACUUGAUUCUUCAGUCCACAUCCCACUACUUAGUGAGUUCAUUCAGAAUUAUGGAAAAAGAAAAACGUACCCGACGCGGUCCAGAAAACUCGCAACUACUAUUUGCAUGUGGUUUUCAAAAAAAAAAAAACAAACAAACCAAAUAAAAAUUUGUCCAUCAAUAUCAUGUGCUCAAUUGUACAUCCAACUCAAUAUAUAUAGGUACUGAAUGAUCAUGGCAAGCCUGCAUUUGAACCCUGAGGCCAGCCUUCAUAAAUGGACAGAGGGAUGAGGCCAAGUUGCCAACAUCUUGUGCAGAAAAAGGAGAACAGCAAAAGGAGAGGAAGAGCAAGUAACAAGUCAUGCCUAUAUGAUGAGGCCUUGUGCUGCUGCUUGAGUUCGCAGUAUAUCAAGAAGUUCUUCAGAAUGAAGUACAUGAAGCUUGGGACAAAGCCUGACACAUUCUACACCGAGGAAGCUGUCAGGUCGGUACUGUCAGAUGUACCCGCAGAUCUCAUCAUACAUGUCAACAAUACAAAGUAUCAGCUACACAAGCUAAAAUUCUGUGCCCACUAUGAAAAUGCUGCUACAGAAGGCACCGGUUCCAAUCCGCAUUAUCAAUUCCCGCUGCUCCUCAAGUGCGGCCUCCUGCAGCGCCUCUGCGCCGACACCGACGACGAGCCGCCGCUGCCGGUGGUGCUGCACGACAUCCCCGGCGGCGAGGAGGCGUUCGAGCUGUGCGCCAAGUUCUGCUACGGCAUCUCCAUCAACAUCAGCGCCAACAACUUCGUGCCGGCGGCGCUCGCCGCCAGGUUCCUCCGGAUGACGGAGCCCGUCGCCAAGGGCAACCUCGUCGCCAAGCUCGACUCCUUCUUCGACUCCUGCAUCCUCCAGGGGUGGAAGGACCCCAUCGCCGCCCUCCAGGCCGCCUGGCGCCUCUCCGGCUGGUCCGAGAGCCGCAUCGUCCAGCCCUGCGUCGACGCCAUCGUCGAGAAGAUCCUCAUGCCGCCAUCCAAGGUGACGUGGUCGUACACGUACACGAGGCCGGGGUACGCGAAGAAGGCCCACCAGUCAGUGCCCAAGGACUGGUGGACGGAGGACGUGUCCGAGCUGGACAUCGACGUCUUCCGCUCCGUCAUCUCCACCGUCCGCGCCGCGCGCCUCCUGCCGCCGCCGCUCAUCGGCGAGGCGCUCCACGUCUACGCCUGCAAGCACCUGCCGGACCCUCUCAAGCACGCCGCCGCCGCGGCCGCCAACGGUGGCAGCUCCGCGGCCGAGGAGGCGGCGGCGAAGCAGCGCCGCGUGCUGGAGACCAUCGUCACCAUGAUCCCCGGCGACGCCGGCGCCGUCACCGGCAGGUUCCUGCUCCGGCUGCUCCGCGUUGCGAACUACGUCGGCGCGUCGUCGUCGACGCGCGCGCAGCUGAUCCGGCAGGCCGGCUCGCAGCUCGACGAGGCGAAGGCGUCCGACCUGCUCAUCCCGAUGCCGUCCGACCCGCAGGCGUACGACAUCGGCGCGGCGGAGGCCGUGCUGGAGCACUUCCUGACGCAGUUCCAGCGGCCGGCGGCGCCCGACGAGCGGCGGCGGAUGAGCGCCGCCAUGGAGAAGGUGGCGAGGAUCUUUGACGAGUUCCUCCGCACCAUCGCGCUCGACGUCGACUUCGCCGUCGGCAAGUUCGUCGACCUCGCCGAGUGCUUGCCGGACAUCGCCCGGAACGACCACGACGGCCUCUACCUCGCCAUUGACACCUAUCUCAAGGAGCACCCGGAGCUGAGCAAGGCGGACAAGAAGCGGCUGUGCCGGAUGAUCGACUGCCGGAAGCUGUCGCCGGACGUGCGGGCGCAGGCGAUAUCCAACGACCGGAUGCCGCUGCGCACCAUCGUGCAGCUGCUCUUCGUCGAGCAGGAGAGGGCCAUGGGCGGCGGCGGCGCAAGCGGCAGCCACGGCGGCGUCGCGCCCGACAGGGCCUCCGUCGACGCCAUCGCGAUGCUCGCCGCCAGAAACAAGGAGAAGGAGGACGAGCCAUCCGCGCCGGGCGCCGACCACAUGUCGGACGUGCACCGGCCGCGCGGCGAGCGCGCCCGGGCCGACGGCGCGGCCAUGACGAGGUCGCUCUCGGCGUCCACCAAGAUGGCCGGCGCCGCCACGGCGGCGAGGACGAAGGAGAGGACGGCGGAGGAGAGUGGGAGCAGGAUGAGGAACAAGUAAUCAAUGGUGGUCGCCGACGAUCGGGAAAGGAUGGAAUUCUUGCUUGAAAUUUGUUGAUACUUGUGAUUCUUGAUUUUUUUUUUGUUUUCUUCUUUUUUAUUAUUUUCUUCUCCAUUUUGAUUUCAGUGCAUCACAUUUUUGGUGGGAGAUGUGAGGAGCAACCAUGGUUGAGAGAGGGAAGAGAGGUAGAUUUUGUAAUUAAAUGGAUGGGGAUAAUAAGUGGCUAUAAUAAUACAAUCUAGCAUAGCUCACCGAUCAAGAAAAUGUUCAUGUUCACCAUUAUAUUCCAUAUAUGAAUCUACUAUUUUCUUUAUAGAAAGGGAUUGUUCGAGUGUCAGCCGGCUGAAAAAAAAUGUUAUUACAGCUGAA
This is a messenger RNA of Oryza brachyantha (malo sina), 3018 nucleotides long. Its product is annotated as BTB/POZ domain-containing protein At5g47800. The record is from RefSeq and is a predicted model, not a curated record. NCBI's taxonomy places the organism in Eukaryota, Viridiplantae, Streptophyta, Magnoliopsida, Poales, Poaceae. The transcript has 7 exons. The coding region runs from base 718 to 2649 and encodes 643 amino acids. Gene Ontology annotation, molecular function: protein binding.